AUGUCCACCCCCAUUCCUGUUGACCGAAACCUCAUCGCCAUACUCGGUGAGCAUGGACCUGGAUUCGAGUUAGCCUGUACACGGUCGCAAGACUGCAAGGUGUGCCCCGCCAUUGACCACGUCACUGUGGUGUGCUUGGAGGAACAACACUUUGGCUUGCUCUUCGACUAUUGCUUAUUGUCCGACAUCUCUCGUUGCCCCAUGAAACCCAGUCGCGUCCAGUCGUCCGAAAAGGAGAGAGCUUUCAUGCUCGAGCGCGCGAAGGCACUCAAAGGCGGUCCGAGGUUCGGAGGAUGGGUAUACAUGGGGAUGGUGCGCGAGUUCUGGAAGGAGAGCAACAGGGGAAAGCGUGCUUUGUCCCUGUUCUCCCCAAGCAGCGCGUGGGCGGAGGGGAGAACAGCGCUGGUGGAGGCCCUGAUUUACGUUCAUGAGGAUUAUUUUCCGGUCUCUGUCCCUCUCUUAGGGGAGAUCAACAGUACGAAGUCGGAAGUGACUAUACGAGGGCCGUAUCAUCAACCCCUCCUCUUGCAGCUCCUCCCGGGUCUGAACCCGUUCAAAAGGCCACCGAAAUCAGGCCGCCUUCCCAUCCCCGUCCUCGACCCCUACGAACCGUCUCUGCAAACGUUCAAAGUGUCAAAAACAGAGGAGUCGUUCUGCAUUCGUCUCCCCCUGCCUCUCACCAGCGUCCUGGUGCUGAAGCUCUCCAGCGUUGCGAUGACGCUGUUGGUGAUCAACUUCGCAGCUGGAGCAGAGGACAUGCCGCCGCUGUGCUCGAUGAAGCGCAACUUCAUCGAGCUGGACUGGAUCUGGCCAGUGGGACUUGCAAAACGUCGCGAAUAUCUGGAGGCAGAGUGGAGCGUGGUGCAGAUGCCUGAUCCCAAGGGUCUGGUGGCAGUGCGUCCUGGGCCUGGAGAGGCCGGGUGUCAGCUGCGACGGGUAGGCGAGGGCAAGGAGGUGCGCUGGGAGGAGCUCAAUAAGAAGGGCUUGGAUGCGGAGAACCCCAUCAUUAUCGCCUGA
Fomitopsis serialis is the source of this 1017-nucleotide messenger RNA. RefSeq lists its product as uncharacterized. Bases 1 to 1017 code for a protein of 338 amino acids. Lineage: Eukaryota; Fungi; Basidiomycota; Agaricomycetes; Polyporales; Fomitopsidaceae. The transcript has 3 exons. The record is from RefSeq and is a predicted model, not a curated record.